Tupaia belangeri chinensis (Chinese tree shrew) is the source of this 954-nucleotide messenger RNA. RefSeq names its product olfactory receptor 8J3. Lineage: Eukaryota; Metazoa; Chordata; Mammalia; Scandentia; Tupaiidae. The coding region runs from base 1 to 954 and encodes 317 amino acids. The transcript has a single exon. Gene Ontology annotation, cellular component: membrane. Gene Ontology annotation, molecular function: olfactory receptor activity; G protein-coupled receptor activity. The record is from RefSeq and is a predicted model, not a curated record. Gene Ontology annotation, biological process: G protein-coupled receptor signaling pathway.
AUGGCUCCUGAAAAUUCCACUUGGGUCACUGAGUUUAUUCUCACUGGUGUCUCAGACAAACCAGAGCUGCAGGUCCCCCUGUUCCUGGUCUUCCUGGUGAUCUAUGGACUGACUGUUGCAGGGAACGUGGGCAUCAUCACCCUCACCAGCAUUGACUCUCGACUUCAAACCCCCAUGUACUUUUUCCUCCGGCAUUUGGCUAUCAUCAAUCUUGGAGACUCUACAGUCAUUGCUCCUAAAAUGCUGGUCAAUUUUUUAGUAAAGAAAAAAACCACCUCAUACUAUGAAUGUGCCACCCAACUGGGAGGAUUCUUGGUUUUCAUUGUAGCUGAGAUUUUCAUGCUAGCUGUGAUGGCCUACGAUCGCUAUGUGGCUAUUUGUAACCCCCUGAUGUACAUGGUGGUGGUUUCGCAGCGAAUCUGCUUUCUGCUUGUAGCCCUCACUUACCUCUAUAGCUUCUCUACAGCACUUGUGGUUUCAUCUUGUGUAUUUUCCAUGUCUUACUGCUCUUCCAAUGUAAUCAAUCAUUUUUACUGUGAUAAUGUGCCUCUGUUAGCAUUAUCUUGUUCUAAUACUUACUUUCCAGAAACAGUAGUCUUCAUAUCUGCAGCUAUGAAUUUAUUUUUUUCCAUGACUAUAGUUCUAAUAUCUUAUUUUAAUAUUGUUUUAUCCAUUCUAAGGAUUCGUUCAUCUGAAGGAAGGAAAAAAGCCUUUUCCACCUGUGCUUCUCAUAUGACGGCUGUCACAGUAUUCUAUGGAACACUACUAUUCAUGUAUUUACAGCCUCAAACUAACCAUUCAUUAGAUACUGAUAAAAUGGCUUCUGUGUUUUAUACACUAGUGAUCCCCAUGCUGAACCCCAUGAUCUACAGCCUGCGGAAUAAGGACGUGAAGGCUGCCUUAAAGAGAUGCAUGACAAACUCAUGUUAUUCAUUUAAACCAAUGAAAUUUUAG